This is a messenger RNA of Trichoderma asperellum CBS 433.97, 560 nucleotides long. NCBI's taxonomy places the organism in Eukaryota, Fungi, Ascomycota, Sordariomycetes, Hypocreales, Hypocreaceae. The record is from RefSeq and is a predicted model, not a curated record.
GGGAUUUGCUGUUGGCUCUAUCUUUCAUAUCUCUCUCUACUACUACAAGUGAGGAUACGAGCAGCCAAGGACUCAUUCAGCUCGUCCUUUCUCAGGCUUGCUACUGGGCUAGGCCCAAGAUUCCAGCAUGGCAGGGCACGCCGGAUGGCCCAAGUGUCUUUCUCGACCUUCUUCUUUCUUUUACGAGGCAUCGAAUCGCACGACCUUGUUGAGCUUGGUCCAUGUCUAGGUCCAAUGGCAUUUGAGAGGAGAGCGUGGGGAGAAGAGAAUCUCUACUACCGAAAAGACGAUCUGCCUAGCUUCCAAGCACUAGUUCAACUGGUAGUACGACGCUUGGCAAUGACUAUCUAUCCGAGUGGACUGGAUAGCGGACGCCCUGUUGGGCCGGUGGAAGGAGUGUUGACAGUCUCUUCAUCUUCCAACCGGGCUUCAGACGAGCUGAACCAGAUGCCAAGGCUCCCAGACUGUCGAAGAGGCUGCUGUUAGAACCCGUCUGUUCGGCGACCAGGACGACACACUCCCCUCCUCCAUGCUUGCCUUACGGUACACUAGCGGGUUUU